AACCCCGAGCUUUUCUACCCGACCUGCGCCGCCGCGCCGCUCGCCGUCGCUUCCCCCGCGGCGCUUCGGGGCUCCGGCGAUCUCUGCUCGAGCUCUGCCGCCGUUGGUCCAUCCACGUCAUGGGGGGUGGGAGGAAGCGGCGGCGGCGGGACGGCUCGGAGGCGCCGGCGAUCCACCCGCGCAACCGCUACGCCGCCGCGGCGCCGGACUUCGCGUCGCUGGCGUCGCUCUACCCGUCCUUCGCCCCCUUCGUCUCCGUCUCCCGGGGAGGCCGCGCCUCCAUCGACUUCACCGACUUCGCCGCCACCCGCGAGCUCACGCGCGUCCUCCUCCUCCACGACCACGGCGUCAACUGGUGGAUUCCGGAUGGACAGCUGUGCCCUACUGUGCCAAACAGAUCCAAUUACAUCCACUGGAUUGAGGAUCUUCUCUCAUCAGACCUCAUACCACCAAUAUCCAGUUCAAACAAGACUGUAAGGGGCUUUGACAUAGGCACAGGUGCCAAUUGCAUCUACCCUCUGCUUGGGGCUUCUUUACUAGGCUGGAGCUUUGUUGGAUCUGAUGUCACUGAUGUUGCCCUUGAAUGGGCUAAAAAGAAUGUGGAGAGCAAUCCACAGCUAGCAGCUCUGGUUGAGAUUAGAAAUGCAAACAAAAUGUCCUGUUCUUCUGAAUCUGAAGCAGUUGAUGGUGAAGCAGCCAGGGAGAACACUUCGAAGCCAGUGGAUGGUGUACUGAGGUCGAAACCAUCUAUCCUUCUUGGCGUUGUGAAGGAUAGUGAGAGCUUUGACUUCUGUAUGUGCAAUCCUCCUUUCUUUGAAAGUAUAGAGGAAGCUGGUCUUAAUCCAAAAACUUCAUGCGGUGGAACUGCUGAAGAGAUGGUUUGUCCUGGUGGUGAACAGGCAUUUAUAACUCGUAUAAUUGAAGACAGUGUUUCCCUUAAGAACUCUUUCAGGUGGUUUACUUCGAUGGUUGGCAGAAAAGCAAAUCUAAAAAUAUUGGUUUCAAAAGUUCGUGAAGCUGGGGUGUCAGUUGUGAAAACUACUGAAUUCGUGCAAGGUCAAACAGCUAGAUGGGGCCUUGCAUGGUCAUUCAUUGCUCCAAGGAAAAUGGUCAUUAGAUCCAGUACACCUGGAAAAGCCAACUAUUCUUUUAUGCUUCAAGGCCUUCGACGUGAAUAUGGUGCAUUUCAAGUGCUGAAGUCAGCUGAGAGCUUUUUCCAUGCUUCUAAUCUAUCGUGUAAAACUGAUUCUUCAUUAUUUUCUAUUGAUGUUACCUUAUCAGAUGAGCAGGCUCAGGCUGCAAUGUUGCACGAUGAAUCUGGUUCUGUAGAAGGCAACUCUACAAAGCUUCAUAGUGGUGUUACUGGAACAUCCUUCCGUAUUUCGGUGUUUGAACAAAUGCCAGGCACACUCCUAGUCAGAGGUUCAUUAUUGAACAAAGCACUGUCAGGUAUCUUCUCAUCGACAUUCUCACAACUAGAGGACACAUUAAAGAUGGAAUUCCUCAGCAAGGCACGGUAGUUAAAGGCCAUCAUUAGGGACUUAAUCAUGAACCCUAAUCAGCCUAAUGUUUGGCAAUCAUGAGGCAGCCAUGGACCAUGGCCUUGGCCGGUAGCCACAGAGAUCACAGGUGCUGAGCUGUGAUGAAAAGCUGCUUCCGCUGCAGGAAUUCUUGUCGCCCAUCUUUUGCUUGCUGGUGUGGGCAUUCACCCCUGGACAAGCAAGCUAUACGCUGUCACGGUGCUUGGUUACAAGUAACGUUAAAUGUUUUUUUUUUUUUUGGCGGGGAAAGUAACGUUAAAUGUUGCCUUCGCUGCUUAUCCGAAAUUGGAAAACGACUCGCCGUGUGAGAUUCUUCCUUUUCCAGAUUCUGCAGUGACACCCACAAUGAAGAACUGCUUUUGUGUCACUGGCUGUGAGAUGUUUGUAGAUGCCUGAAGCUGUGCUCAAAAUAUCCGUAGAAAUACACUGCAUGGUCUGUACUGGAUGUCUGGAUGAUUGUAUACCAACCGUCUCUUGCAAGUUGCAACAGCUGUGUUCAUUGCCUCUCAAUUCUGUGAUGAACUGGGUGUUAACUGUAAACUUCUAUGGUAUCGAUGUGAGAAAAGUUCAAGGUUUA
Oryza sativa Japonica Group (Japanese rice) is the source of this 2118-nucleotide messenger RNA. RefSeq lists its product as uncharacterized. Gene Ontology annotation, biological process: rRNA base methylation. Lineage: Eukaryota; Viridiplantae; Streptophyta; Magnoliopsida; Poales; Poaceae. Gene Ontology annotation, cellular component: nucleus. The record is from RefSeq and is a predicted model, not a curated record. Gene Ontology annotation, molecular function: 23S rRNA (adenine(1618)-N(6))-methyltransferase activity.